Molecule: messenger RNA, 768 nt
Organism: Talaromyces proteolyticus
Lineage: Eukaryota; Fungi; Ascomycota; Eurotiomycetes; Eurotiales; Trichocomaceae
Exons: 1
Cellular component (GO): ribosome; mitochondrial large ribosomal subunit
Molecular function (GO): structural constituent of ribosome
Source: RefSeq, a predicted model, not a curated record
AUGCUCAGUCGCUCCGCCCUCCGGGGCCUUGUCAAUUUCGAGCGCUCGGCAACUCGACAAUUCCUCGUCUCAUCUCCAUACACACCGCGAGCAUGUCUGCGUCAAGCAUCAACCAGCGGUCCUCAAAAAUUCCACGCCACGCCUCCUGAAAUCCCACCAGCUGCUCCUUCACAAAAACUGUCACCAUCGCCAUCAUCAUCAUCAUCAUCCUCCUCAUCAGCCACGCCAAUCCCCCCAUCCAACACACCCUCAACACAACAAGAACAACCACUCUCCGAACCAGAAACCCUCUCAAACGGCGUCCCACGCAGCAAACUCCCCCUCCCGCCAAUAUUCACAUCUCCACUUCAAAUCUCCAAAUCCCUCGCCGAAAAGCUGCCGUAUUUGUACAGCCAACGACCGCACUAUAUAUCUGCACAUCUGCACGAUCGGCCAUAUCUCCUGACCGAGGGCGAUCACUUGCGUCUCCCGUUUCUGAUGCCCAAGGUCAAGUCCGGCGAUAUUCUGCGGUUCAAUCGGGCGUCGAUUAUUGGGUCGAGGGAGUAUACGCUCAAGGGCACGCCGUAUGUAGAUGAGCGUAUGUUUGAGUGUCGGGUAAGGGUGUUGGGCGUCGAGUCGGAGCCGCUUAGGAUUAAGGAGAAGACGAAGAGGAGACAGAGGCACGUGCAGCGGGUUAAGAGUAAGCAUCGGUAUACGAUCAUGCGCGUGAUGGAAGUCAAGGUCAAGUCGUUGGAGGAGUUGUUGGAGGAGGGAGCGGAGAUAGUGGAG